AUCGCCCCAGUGCAGUGCGUGGAGCUUUAAUUGUCGGUUGUGUACUCGGGAGCUCAGACUUAAUAGAUUUACUAAACGUUUCUUUAAGAUUGCUGGAAAAACUUGUUGCGAAUUAGUGCAGUUGUAAAUAAGUCGUGUGCCUUGACGCAUCAAAGUCCAGUGUAUACUCAAACGACUAAUCACAGAGUGGAGGAUCCAGUAACAUCGACAUCCCCAAGAUGGUGUUGACCGAGGUCCUCUUCCUGGUGGUCGCCGUACUGGUGGCGCUCUACACGUGGUUCCAGCGCAACCACAGCUACUGGCAGCGCAAGGGCAUACCCUUUGUCCCACCCACACCGAUCAUUGGAAACACGAAGGUGGUGUUCAAGAUGGAGAACUCCUUUGGCAUGCACCUCUCGGAGAUAUACAACGAUCCUCGGCUGACGGACGAGGCUGUGGUGGGGAUCUACUCCAUGAACAAACCCGGCUUGAUUAUUCGCGACACAGAGCUGAUCAAAUCCAUUUUGAUCAAGGACUUCAAUCGUUUCCACAACCGCUACGCCCGCUGCGAUCCCCACCGUGAUCCCUUGGGCUAUAACAACUUAUUCUUCGUGCGGGAUGCCCAUUGGAAGGACAUUCGCACCAAGCUCACCCCCGUUUUCACCAGCGGAAAGGUUAAGCAGAUGUACACCUUGAUGCAAGAGAUUGGAAAAGAUUUGGAGUUGGCACUGAAGAGACAUGAAGAGAAGAGCUCAGGGAAAUUCAUAACGGAAAUCAAGGAGAUCUGCGCCCAGUUCUCCACGGACAGCAUUGCCACCAUUGCAUUCGGAAUCCGUGCCAACAGCCUGGAAAAUCCCAACGCAGAGUUCCGUAACUACGGACGCAAGUUGUUUACCUUUAACAUAUCCCGUGCCAAGGACUUCUUUGUGGCCUUCUUCCUGCCCAAGCUGGUGUCGCUGCUGCGCAUCCAGUUCCUCACGCCGGACUUUUCCCACUUCCUGCGAAGCACCAUUGGUCACGUCAUGAAGGAGCGGGAGCAAUCAGGAUUGCUUCGCAACGAUCUCAUAGAUGUUUUGGUGGCUCUGCGAAAGGAGGCGGCUGCCGAGCCCUCGAAACCUCACUAUGCCAGGAACCAGGACUUCCUGGUGGCCCAGGCCGGAGUAUUCUUCACGGCGGGAUUUGAGACCUCCUCCUCGACAAUGUCCUUUGCUCUGUACGAGCUGGCCAAGCAUCCAAAAAUGCAGCAUCGCCUGCGCGAGGAGAUCAACGAAGCUCUGCUGGAGGGCGGUGGGUCAUUGACCUACGAGAAGAUCCAGUCCCUGGAGUACUUGGCCAUGGUGGUGGACGAGGUGCUGCGCAUGUAUCCGGUGCUGCCGUUCCUGGACCGCGAGUACGAGAGUGUGCAGGGACAGCCGGAUUUGAGCCUGAAGCCGUACUACGACUAUACCCUUGAGAACGGAACCCCAGUGUUUAUACCCAUCUAUGCCUUACAUCAUGAUCCAAAGUACUGGACCAAUCCCAGACAGUUCGAUCCGGAGCGCUUCUCUCCCGAGAACCGCAAGUCCAUAGUGGCCAUGGCAUACCAACCCUUCGGUUCCGGACCCCACAACUGCAUUGGCAGCCGGAUUGGCCUGCUCCAGAGCAAACUGGGACUGGUCAGCGUGUUGAAGAAUCACUCGGUGCGGGACUGCGAGGCCACCAUAAAGCAAAUGAAAUUCGAUCCCAAGGGUUUCGUGCUCCAAGCUGACGGCGGAAUCCACCUGGAGGUGGUCAACGAUCGUCUCUACGAGGAGAGCGCCCAAUCGGUCCAAUGAAUCUCACGAAUCCCACGAACUGUGAUCUAUAGUGUGAUUAAUUGACGGGAUAAUCGCCUUCUGACAGCUGGCACAUUAUACAAUAGGCCGUGUCAGAAGCGGCGCCCAGUCUACUAAAUAAAAACAGAAUCAUUAUCAAAUUA
Messenger RNA from Drosophila santomea, 1936 nucleotides. RefSeq names its product cytochrome P450 6g1 (gene Cyp6g1). The record is from RefSeq and is a predicted model, not a curated record. The transcript is spliced from 4 exons. Lineage: Eukaryota; Metazoa; Arthropoda; Insecta; Diptera; Drosophilidae. Gene Ontology annotation, biological process: response to DDT; insecticide catabolic process. The coding region runs from base 219 to 1793 and encodes 524 amino acids. Gene Ontology annotation, molecular function: monooxygenase activity; heme binding; oxidoreductase activity, acting on paired donors, with incorporation or reduction of molecular oxygen.